GUCUUUCAUCACUGGCAAUGCAAAGAGGCCGUGAUGAGGAAGUGGGAACAUGAAAAUCUGCAUUUCCUGGACCCGGGCCACCUGUCCUUCCCCGGGAUGGACUGCGUGGCCGGGUGGCUUCCAGGUCAGCUUUUGCAAAGUCGUGAAGAGGCAAGAGGGCUGGAGAGAUGGCACAGCAGGCAAAUGAAGAUAAAACAAUGUCUGCCAACCUAAAAUACCUUUCCUUGGGAAUUCUGGUAUUUCAGACAACCAGUCUGGUUCUGACAAUGCGUUAUUCUAGAACUUUAAAAGAGGAGGGACCUCGGUAUCUGUCUUCCACAGCGGUGGUCAUUGCUGAGCUCCUGAAGAUAACAGCCUGCAUCUUACUGGUCUACAAAGACAGUAAAUGUAGUCUAAGAGCACUGAAUCGAAUACUACAUGAUGAAAUUCUUAAUAAACCUAUGGAAACGCUUAAACUUGCAAUUCCAUCAGGGAUAUAUACUCUUCAGAAUAAUUUACUGUAUGUGGCAUUGUCAAAUCUAGAUGCUGCUACUUAUCAGGUCACCUAUCAGUUGAAAAUUCUCACAACAGCAUUGUUUUCUGUGUCUAUGCUUAGUAAAAAGUUAGGUGUGUACCAGUGGCUCUCCCUAGUAAUUUUGAUGACAGGAGUUGCUUUUGUACAGUGGCCCUCGGAUUCUCAGGAGCUGGACUCCAAGGACCUUUCGGCUGGCUCGCAGUUUGUCGGCCUCAUGGCAGUCCUCACAGCCUGUUUUUCAAGUGGCUUUGCCGGGGUUUACUUUGAGAAAAUCUUAAAGGAAACCAAACAAUCAGUGUGGAUAAGAAAUAUCCAACUGGGUUUCUUUGGUAGUAUAUUUGGAUUGAUGGGUGUGUACAUUUAUGAUGGAGAAUUGGUAUCAAAGAAUGGAUUUUUUCAGGGAUAUAACCGGCUGACUUGGAUAGUUGUUAUUCUUCAGGCACUUGGUGGUCUUGUAAUAGCUGCUGUUAUUAAGUAUGCAGAUAACAUUUUAAAAGGAUUUGCGACCUCUUUGUCCAUAAUAUUAUCAACACUGAUAUCCUAUUUUUGGCUACAAGAUUUUGUGCCGACCAGUGUCUUUUUCCUUGGAGCCAUCCUAGUAAUAGCAGCUACUUUCCUAUACGGUUAUGAUCCCAAACCUGCAGGAAGUCUCACUAAAGCAUAGUUGAAUACUGUCUUUAACUGUUUUCACAAUGGUGCACUGGAAACCUCAACAUUAGUCUUACACAGAGGAUACCUUCAGAUUCUAAGAAGAUAUCCCCAUGCUGAAUCUGAUCAUGUUAUUCAAAUGGUUUGAAAAUAUGUAACUUUAUGAAGGAAAUAUGUAUAUUUAACAAAAUAUCUAUUGCAUUUAGAAAUCAAAACUUGAAAGCAUUUCCAGGGAUUAGAAUUAUUGGAGGAAACUAUAAGUUUGAAUUUUAGAGAUGUUAGCUUUUCUGAUCGCUGCAGGACAGCCCUGUGCACACUGUAAGGGCACACGACAAAUGUCCUACAAACGUUGCCAACUAGGUUAAGUUUGUAUGUUUUUGACUUUUUUUUCUGAUACAGCAAAUUGUAAGGCAUAUUCAAAGGUUAUCAAUUAUAAUUACCUGUUAUGCUGUGAAGAAGUAGAUGUAUGAUUUGAAAGACUUUUUGUGUACCUGAGAUUUUUAUAUUUAUAUGAAAGAUUACUAAACAAUGAAUUGCAGAAUGCUAUUGUUCAACUACAGGAAAGUUGAGAAAAGUGAUAUUCUUGGUCUGAUUUGUCAGAGGAUGAAAUUAAUGUUUGUUUAACGUAGAAAAACAUAGACAUUUCUUUCUCCAUCUACAUUUUACGAUCCUGUAAUGCCAUGAAACUGGUGAGGGCAAUCCAUUGGCCACCAUGCUUGACUGUCGCCAGUGACUUUUGUACCGGUGGGGCUUGUCUUUAAUCUCAUAAUUAUAUUUCUUUUCUGUAAAUUAGAAAAAUCCUUUUUAUAAAUAUUGCUUUAAAUUAAAAUGUUGUGUUAAUUUCCACUGUAAUGAAAGAACUCAAGGGUUUAAAUAUUUGUGUAAUAAUUUAAAAUAAAAUAAUUAUUAUUAUUGCCUAAUAUCUCCACUUGGAGAUUUGAGAUUUAUCAAAGUGUAUACUGUAUGUAACUAGAAUGUUUGUGAAUGAGUAGUUUAUUCAUUAAGCUGUAUGAAUUUCCUUUAUUCUGUAACUGUUGAAAAAAAUACUACCAAACAAUAGUAGUACAAAUGUCAGUGAAUUGAGACCAUAAUGACUUUCCUUGGAGACAUUCUUGAUUGCUGUGUUUUAUUAUUUUUAAUGACACUGUCACCGCAAGCCCAAGGCUUCUUGGGGAAUUUUUCAGACCUUUGUUUGGUCUGGACGAGGCAGUGGAAUUUGAAGUUCCCUUAAUGUGCCCUAUAAAAGCCAUUGGGCAGGAACAAACAUUGCUUUGAAAUAGUGGUUUCUUGUCCUUUUUUAUUAGCACUGGAGGUGAGGUUGAAAAUUACGACUUAUUUUGUAAAUUGAUUCAAGGGAAAGAGAAUAUAGCAGAAAAAUAAGAUGAACUGGUGAGCAAAAAUACUUUGUAAAUUUGGACGUGGAUCUAAUAAUUAAAUACAGAAACAAAUCUAUUAAGUUUAAGAAAUAUUUUACUUUAUUCUUUUCAUUUAUACUUAAAUUUAAAAUUCCCCAUUUCUAUAAUAUAAUAUUGUGAAAAAAUAAUAAAUAUUUUUAUAUGA
Molecule: messenger RNA, 2722 nt
Organism: Sorex araneus (European shrew)
Lineage: Eukaryota; Metazoa; Chordata; Mammalia; Eulipotyphla; Soricidae
Gene: SLC35A3
Product: solute carrier family 35 member A3
Exons: 8
Coding region: 168-1178 (336 amino acids)
Biological process (GO): pyrimidine nucleotide-sugar transmembrane transport
Cellular component (GO): Golgi membrane
Molecular function (GO): UDP-galactose transmembrane transporter activity
Source: RefSeq, a predicted model, not a curated record